UUUUAUUUUUUUAAAAAAGUUAUAUGGCACAAACUUUACUGGACGGGUGACUUGUGGUUGAUAAAAGAUUUUCUCCGACUAACGGCGGAUAAUGCAGUGAAGGGACGACGAUGAUUCUGAUAACUUCACCGACGGUGACGUAUCUCCGUCACCGCCUCCACACUUCCCAAACCAGUUCGCCUCGCCAUUUCCGCCGGAGCAGAGAAAUCUCGACCGUCGAUCGGUGCUGCAAUCCAUGGCAGACAACGACGGAUCGUUUCAAAUUACGAACACGAAACAGUUCCUCGUUCUCGUGCUGUGCUCGCCGGAAACCAGAUACGGCGACGGUUGAGAUCGAAGAUGAUUAUAAACGGAGAAUCGUUCGGUAUCUUCUGUGGACUGCUGAAGCUGUGUAUAUACUAUGGCUAUUUCUUCUUCCUUAUGCUCCUGGAGAUCCAGUGUGGGCAAUUAGUUCAGAGACAGUGAAUUCUCUUUUGGGACUUUCUCUGAAUUUCUUCUUUGUCUUGCCUCUUACAAACUCUGCUGGUAUUCAAUUCUUACAAGCUCCUGUUCUUCACCCGAUGGCUGAAGGGUUAUUCAACUUUGUAAUAGCUUGGACACUCAUGUUUGCUCCGUUGCUAUACACAGACCGAAAGAGAGAUGGAUACAAAAGCUCUCUUGAUGUCUUAUGGGGUCUCAUGAUGUUCCUCACAAACACGUUUCUAAUCCCAUACAUGGCUUUACGGCUCACUGACGCUGACCAGAAUGAUAAACCUAGCAAAAGGUCUCAACUUGGCGAAGCAAUGACCAAGGGUGCGCCAAUAGUUGGUCUGACCGGAGCUACGGUGUGUCUGAUAUCAACAUUGUGGUCUCUCUAUGGUCGAGCAGAUGGAGAUUUCGGUGGAAUAAUGGACAGAUGGCAGUAUCUCAUUGGUUAUUUGGGAUCGGAGAGACUAGCUUACGCUUUUAUAUGGGAUAUAUGUCUGUACACAAUUUUUCAGCCGUGGUUGAUUGGAGAGAACCUGCAAAAUGUGAAGAAGGGCAAGAUUGAGUUGGUGAGUUAUCUUAGGUUUGUUCCUGUUUUUGGUUUGCUUGCAUAUCUUUUGUUUCUCAAUCUCGAUGAUGAAGCAAUUUAAUAAGUUAUUUAAUUGGUAUACACAAUCAUGUAUUGUAU
Camelina sativa (false flax) is the source of this 1153-nucleotide messenger RNA. RefSeq lists its product as uncharacterized. The record is from RefSeq and is a predicted model, not a curated record. Lineage: Eukaryota; Viridiplantae; Streptophyta; Magnoliopsida; Brassicales; Brassicaceae.